Fusarium falciforme is the source of this 3057-nucleotide messenger RNA. RefSeq lists its product as hypothetical. The record is from RefSeq and is a predicted model, not a curated record. Lineage: Eukaryota; Fungi; Ascomycota; Sordariomycetes; Hypocreales; Nectriaceae. Gene Ontology annotation, molecular function: hydrolase activity, hydrolyzing O-glycosyl compounds. The coding region runs from base 1 to 3057 and encodes 1018 amino acids. The transcript has 6 exons. Gene Ontology annotation, biological process: glucan catabolic process.
AUGGCUUACUCCCUAAACACCUCCUAUAUUGGGGAGGAACUGUUGUAUGGGUUCAACUGGCACAAUGGGAUGGAUCUGUCCCAUGGAUUUGUUCAGUACCAAAGUCAGGAAGAUGCCCUUGAUCUUGGUCUCUAUUCGGUCGAGCCUUUCUCGCAAGUCGUCCGCCUAGGGGUUGACGAUACCGAGAAGUACGGACUUAAUGAGGGAAGACCGAGUAUUCGACUCGAGAGUAAGCAGGCCUUUCAUCAUGGUCUCUUCAUCGCCGACUUUCUACACAUGCCGCCGUCAGAAUGUGGUACCUGGCCAGCUUAUUGGGCUUAUGGCCCCAACUGGCCUUCGGGCGGCGAGAUCGACAUCAUUGAAGGCGCCAACCUUGCUUACACCAAUACAAUGUCUGGCCAUACUGCUGAAGGUUGUCAACUAGACCCUGCAGACGAGGACCUCUUUUCAGGCGAACGACGAAAUCUGGACUGCUUUGUCGGCACGGACAACAUUGGAUGCGGCUUCAACCCACCCUCGAGUGACACUUCGUCCUAUGGCGAUGGCUUCAAUGCUGCCAAUGGAGGAGUCUACGCCAUGGAGUGGGACUCUGAGUACAUCAAAAUCUGGCAUUUCCCACGCGGCGCCAUCCCUGCCGAUAUUGAAGCCAAGAGACCUGAUCCCAAGAAAUGGGGACUUCCACAGGCUCUAUUUGGAGGGAGGAAGUGCAAUGUUGACGAUUUUUACCAUGACAUGAACAUUGUUCUCAAUAUUAACUUCUGUGGCGACUAUGGCGAGGGAACUUGGCAGAGUUUUGAGACGUGUAAAGCUCUGGCACCUACCUGUAGAGAAUAUGUCGCCAACAACCCCGAGGCUUUUGAGAACACGUACUGGGAUGUCGCCUAUAUCGAUGUGUACUCACGCGAUGAGACUAUUCCACCAGUUCUUCCUUCCAGCAAAGACUCGUCGGAUGACAUCUCGCCAACUACACCUGUCGCUGCCCCCAGCAACCCCAACGAACCUAACGAACCUGACGAACCCAACCCAAGCGAACCCAAUGGACCUAACCCUAGCGGUCCCGACACGCCUGGUUCGGCCAAUCCCUCUAGCUCAACUCGUCCGACCAGAUUCUCGAACCAGACAAUAUCAGGGGAAUCAACCUCUACCAUGACCAAGACGAUGACGACGCACUCAACUAUCCUGGUUACUAUCCCCGGGCAGGGCACCAGCAGCCCGACUGUCAGCCCUCUCCCUGUGGUAGGCGGCGGUAGCUCAGUCAACCCUGACCGUAUCGGCAACUAUUCAUACAUUGGCUGCUUUGGCUCACGAACUGGUUUCUUAACCUUUGACGAAACGUCCCAGAGCGCUGAUAUGACCAUUCAGAGCUGUGUUCAGGCCUGUGGUGGUACAACAUAUAUCGGCGUCUACGAAGAUACUUGCUACUGCGCCGAUAGACUCGACGCCAAUACUCGUGCUGUCGCCGACGAGAGCGACUGUGAUGUGCCAUGUCCUGGCAAUGACAAGCAGCUCUGUGGUGGCCUUGCUGCUAGAAGCACCAGUAACUCCCGUCGUUGGAUGCCUUCCCGUCGAGAUGCUCCCAGCAGUGUUCUCCUCACCGUCUACGCCUCUCUCGCGGACACGGAGACGCCUGAGCCACCGCCCGGCAUGGGAGCGUCUCGCCCAUCUACGUCUAGUGGCCGAGUUGGUCUGAAUGAUUCUGAUAACCAGACUGGGGAGACUGGUUCUGAUAACCAGCCUACUGCGGCUGUCACUGAUGAUGUGACGGAGGUUGUGGUGGUUACGAAUACCCUCGCUGACUCUACCGUCACUCGUGUCAUCACUCAACUCGGUCCUUCUGAAGUGAUGACUGUUACUCGAGCUAUCGGGAACUUGGCUCAGCCCAACCUCAACACCCGGGUUCAAGUCAUUGUCGAGCCUGAUGCUUCUGGAGCAACCACCCUGACCCGGGCGAUCACUGAGCUCGGUCUCCCUGGAGCGGCCGACUUCCCUACCAACGGCAUCGCCCAGCUCGAGAUUACUAGCGCAACAACAGUCACUCGAGUGAUUGGAGAUCCUAGCCGUUCUGGAAUGGGAGCUGUGUCUCCUGUCAUGGCCGACCUAGACCGUCCCGGUGUCAGAACUACAGUCACGUACUUUACAGUCUUCCCCUCGGAUCCAGCCGCGCUUGUCCCGCAAGAGAGCGUCGUAACCUUAUUGUACGAAGACUGCGAUUGCGAGACACCCAAGUUGAUGGCGCCGCCCAUGGAGACAAAGGUGGUCGAGUGCGAUGGUUGUGGUGCCAAUGGCGAGAGCGCUGUCACCUUGACUGUUCCCAUCACAGUCUCUGUUACUGUGCCGACAAGGGGAGGCAGUACCGGCCAGGCCCAGCCAAAAGGUGGCGAGUCUCAACAAGAUCGGCUUGGAAAUGGAGAAGACAGCCAGGGGGAAUCUCCCCAGAGUCCAUCUGGCCAGGGUCAAUCUGAUCAGAGCCAAUCUAGCCAGGGACAGUCUGGUCAAGGAGAAUUUCCCCAGAUCCAAUCCAAGCAAGGACAGUCUGGUCAAGGACAACCUGAUGGGCAGUCGGAUCAGGACCAAUCUGGUCAACAGCAGCCUGAUCAAGGACAGUCUGGUCAAGAGCAAGUUGUUCACAACCAGCCCCAACCGACCCAGCCUAACCAGGUUCAAGCACCUGAGAUCACCACCGUCCUGACCUCAUACCAGACCAUCCAGGUGGUAACCGAGGAAACCUUGGACAACAAUCUUGUGGUGACGAGGACGAAAAAGCAGACCAUCGUUGUUGUUAUUCGGCCCUCGGACAGUGCCGAUUCACAGAUCGACUCUCCUGGGAACACCAAUAUCAUCCCAGAUGUUGUUCCUGCGCAGCCUACAGGGCCGGAUCAAUCUAUUGUUCCAACAGAACCUGCCAACGCAGCUGCUGCAACACCCAGCGCUGCUGGAACGCCGGGGGCGCCGGAUCAACCCGUGGUUGUUGGUGAGGCGUGGAGCGCGACCAAGGGCCUCAAGACGAGCAUCGUGCUGUCUGUGGUUGUGGCCGUGACAUUCGCAAUAUUGCUGUGA